AUUUACUGUCAAAGUUGAACAAAGACCUUUACUUGAAAUGAUAUCCGUUUUAAGAACUAUCUGAUUUCUGAAUUUUGUUUGAAUGUUAAUUAAAAACACUAUGCCAAAAAAGUUUGUUGGAGAAAAUACCAAAUCGAUAGCUUCACGUGAAAGAAAGAAAAUACAGAAGGAAAGAAAAUUAAAAGAAAAUGAAGAAAAAAUAGAUGAAGAAUUCUGGAAAGAUUCGGAUAAACAGUCUGAAAAGAAACAAGCAAAAAAAGAAGCCGCAGAAAAGAAGAAACAGGAAGUGAAACAGAAAAAGCUAGAGACAAAAGAUCAGUUAGAAAAAGAACUUGCCUCGAUUAAAAUAAAAAGGGGUAAAGAUGUAAAGAAGUUAACAAGAGCAGAACUCAGUUCCCAACGGACUGAGGCUAAUGUUAAAAAUAAUUCCUCAAGUGUGUCGUCAUGUUUAGAAGAGCCAUUAGAAAAAAAUCUAAAUAAGUUGUCGAUUGAUAAUUCAGAAAGUGCUAGAAAUAUCGAUGAUGCUAUUUUGCUUUUAACUGACCAUACAGAUGAAGACAGACACCCUGAGAAAAGAAUGAAAGCAGCAUACAAGUGUUACGAAGAAAAAUGUUUGAAGGAUCUAAAAAUAGCUCAUCCAUCAUUAAAAUUAUCACAACUGAAACAAAUGGUGUUUAAAAAUUGGAAGACGGCUCCAGAGAAUCCUUUGUUACAAAAAAUGUAGUCCAU
This is a messenger RNA of Diabrotica balteata, 729 nucleotides long. The record is from the annotation of a GenBank genome assembly. Lineage: Eukaryota; Metazoa; Arthropoda; Insecta; Coleoptera; Chrysomelidae.